AUGCGAGCACCGUACGCUUCAGAGGAAGUCGCGAUCAAGACGCAACACCAACGAAAGGGAAAGGGGACGAAAGCACCGGCCCGUAAAGCUCCUACGCCGAAGCGUAAAAUAAAUGGCAGACAGGCAGAUGACGACGAUGAAGAUACCUCGAACGUUGAAGACUUGGACGACGUCCAUAUACCCACUACCAGCGAUACCCUCCCUCCACAUACUCUUGCUUCUUUCCCGGUCAUCGUCACCACCUACGAAAUGAUUCUCAAAGACCGUGUACAUCUUGCCACUUAUAAUUGGGGUCAUAUUGUUGUAGAUGAGGGCCAUAGCAUAACAAUAUACAAAUCACGGCGCUCACGCUAG
This is a messenger RNA of Suillus clintonianus, 354 nucleotides long. RefSeq lists its product as uncharacterized. The record is from RefSeq and is a predicted model, not a curated record. Gene Ontology annotation, molecular function: ATP binding; ATP-dependent chromatin remodeler activity. NCBI's taxonomy places the organism in Eukaryota, Fungi, Basidiomycota, Agaricomycetes, Boletales, Suillaceae. Bases 1 to 354 code for a protein of 117 amino acids. The transcript has 2 exons.